AUGACGAAAAACAAUUUGGCUGGGCAUCUUCAGUGGCUAGUCAGCCGAGGCCCUUCCUUGUAUCCAUUACUUUCUGCCGAGCCUCUUCCCAUACGUCCGAGUCACGCAUCUCAACAGCCUACGCCGCCCUCAGAUGAAAACGAACUAUACUUGGAGACUAUUUUGGAGGACACCGAGAAUACGCCUGGCGAUAGCAUGGCAAGACUAGUGCAUAUGCCUCAGUCUACUAAGAAGCCUCAGUCAAUCAACAUUUCUGAUACAUGGCUAGAGCAACCCUCGGCUUCUAAAAAGUCCUCAGCAAACCAUUCGGUCCAAGUACCCCAGCUCGACCCAUCGUUAUCAUCUUUAAAAGCUGUCCGACCCAAAGCGACUCCCCUCCGAUCAAACAAGAUUUUUGAAAGCUCAUCCUUUGACGGUAUUGAGUCGAUUGAUUUGACCGGCGAACCAGAACGAACCAUACCCCUUUCUUUGUUCAAACCAAAAUUUGGAGAGCCUCGUCGACUAUGGGGCGAGGAAUCUGCACGCGAUGAGCCUCGUGAGGCACGAGGCAAAAAGCGAAAGAGCGAGGAAUAUUCAUCGGAUCUUCUAUCGCCCUCGAAAUCCUCGCAAAAAGUUCGUACUCUUUCAAAGGCUAGCAAAACUGCAUCGUGGACGGACCCGGUUACUAAGUUGGUGUCAACUUCGAGUCGAGCCGACCGAACAAGCCCAUCAAAUGCCACAAAAAGCCUCAAAGCCAAGUCUCCAAAGGCCUCAUCAAGCCAUCGAAAACAGGUCAUUGCUGAUUCCGAUGAUGAGGAAGAUCCAUUUGGAAGCUUGCUUGAUGAUGGAAUCGACGACAUGAUCUUGGAUGCUCCGGGAUUGUAUCCAACGUUACCCAAACUUAGUCCUUCGGACGAUGAAAAGAAAGAGAAGAAGAAAAGGAAGGACCACACCCAAGACUCACUAUUAUCAAAUGAAUCGCCUGUUCGUGUUUCAUCUUCCAUCCGGCCAGCAUCUAAAGCAACAGAACAUGCCCCGAAGAUUUCGCAGUCAUCCCCCGGGUUAAAACUGCCUAGCUCUCAAACCAAAGACGAACGGGUACUGAAGUUUCUCGCUCUACCAGCAGAUUCUCUCACGCAAUCAAUCUCGCGGUUAGAGCAAACCCUUGAAAAGAACGCGGAGAUUGUAUACGCUCAAGCAAUGCAAGGCCAGCCAGCUCCUGACUUGAUUGCUGAGAAUAAGCGACUUAUCUCCCAGAUUCAAGCAAUCAAAUCCUUGCAAACUCAAAUUGUUGCUCAUAAAGAGUGCAUGUCUCGCAAAGAAAGCCUCAAGAGAAACCUUAUGCAAGUCAUCUCUCAAGGCUUGGACCCAACAUCAAUGCCAGAGCUUGUCAAAAGUCGAGCAGUCGAAGCAGAGCUAGAAAAUAUUGAAUCAGUUAUUCUUCGGCUCAUUCCGCCGGCCGGAGUUCUAGAUUUUGCGCACGAUUCACUUGGCUCAUCUAUACAGACGUUGCAUAAAGAGCCUGUCCAUGCAGAUGUGUCUUCAAAUCAAUGCACCGACUCUGAUUUUGACUGGGACUCUCCACCUCCGCAACCUCGGCCAGUUCAGAAGAAAGACACACAUCAGAAGCAACAACAUACUUAUGUUAGCCCAAUAAAACCGAAAGUAAAUUCCCGCGAUGCAGAUGAUUUCUCAACUAGCCUCACUCGAGACAACAACAAGAGAUCUCCCGUCGCCAGAAACAUGGCUUCACCCAUAAAUCUCGAUGAUUUUGAUUGGAAUGAUAGUGAUGAUGAUCUUCUGGAGGCAACGAAAAGUCUUGAUCAGCGAAAAAAGAUGCCCGCUCAAUCACUGUACUCUAUAGAUCGUCAUAUCUUUGCAGAGACAUCUGGAAACACUCCUCAAAUGCCCCCACCAAAGAAAUCAGCUGACCCAGGCACCUUUUGGUCCAACCAUCCUUGGUCCCAGGAGGUUAAAACGGUUCUUGCCAGAAGAUUUCAUCUCCACGGAUUUCGAAUGAAUCAGCUGGAGGCUAUUGAUGCGACUCUUGGCGGAAAAGACACUUUUGUGUUGAUGCCAACCGGAGGUGGAAAGUCCCUAUGCUAUCAAUUGCCCUCUAUUGUGCAUGGUGGACGCACCCGUGGUGUAACGAUUGUCAUAUCCCCACUGCUGAGUUUGAUGGAAGAUCAGGUGGCUCACUUACAGAAACUGGAUAUCAAGGCAUUCAUGAUCAAUGGCGAAACAGAUCCGAAGGCUAAAGCAUGGAUUCUUGGGCAACUGUCUCACUGCGGUGGAGAGAGCCUGGAGCUGCUGUACAUCACGCCCGAGAUGAUCAACAAGAAUCAACAAUUGGUCAGAGCCCUCGAAAACUUGAAUCGACAAAAAAAACUUGCUCGUCUGGUCAUCGACGAAGCUCACUGUGUCAGUCAAUGGGGUCAUGACUUCCGUCCAGAUUACAAGGAGUUGGGAGAAGUCCGCGCAAGACUCCCUGGUGUGCCGCUCAUGGCUUUGACUGCCACUGCAACAGAGAACGUGAAGGUGGAUGUCAUGCAUAAUCUCAAGAUGACCGACUGUGAGGUAUUUUUGCAGAGCUUCAAUCGCCCGAAUCUUACCUAUGAGGUGCGAACUAAGGGCAAGAAUGGAGAUGUACUAAAAGAUAUUGCGGAAACAAUCAACAAGUCCUACUCAAAACAAUGUGGGAUUGUUUACUGUCUCUCGCGCAACACAUGUCAGCAAGUGGCAAAAGAUCUCAAAGAAAAGCACAAUAUCAAGGCCAGGCACUAUCACGCUGGGCUGGAUGCAAACGAAAAAUCAACUGUGCAGCGUGCAUGGCAGGCGGGAAGAUGCCAUGUCAUUGUGGCUACCAUUGCCUUCGGGAUGGGAAUCGAUAAACCUGAUGUACGAUUCGUGUUCCACCAUAGUAUCCCCAAAAGCCUCGAGGGUUAUUACCAAGAAACAGGUCGUGCUGGUCGAGAUGGCAAACGGUCUGGCUGUUUCCUCUACUAUGGCUAUCGUGAUGUCACGAUGCUCAGGCAUAUGAUUGAGAAGGGCGACGGCAGCUACGAACAAAAGUGCCGGCAAAAACAAAUGCUGCGCAACGUUGUUCAAUUCUGUGAGAACAGCAGUGAUUGUAGGCGAGUUCAAGUACUUGCCUAUUUCAAUGAAUAUUUCCGCCGAGAGGACUGUGGCAAUUCGUGUGAUAAUUGCAAAUCUGAUCUGGUGUUUGAGGAUCGUGAUUAUACCGACUAUGCUUCCUCCGCCAUCAAAAUUGUACGACAUUUCCAAAGACUGCAUGAGAAAUUAACUGUGCUCUAUUGUGCGGAUGUUCUCCUAGGAGACUUGAAAAAACCCAGAAGUCCACAACACCGACAAAUUCCAUGGUAUGGAAACGGAAGGCAACUGGAUCGAGCGGAGGUGGAGCGCCUUUUGUAUCGUCUGUUAGCUGAGGAUGCUUUGGCAGAAGACAAUGUCAUCAAUAAGAAGAAUUUCGCUGUCCAGUACCUCAUUCUUGGUCGGCGUGCCACAGAAUUUGAAACUGGGCAGCGUCGAUUGAAACUCAAGAUUCGCGUCUCUCUAAAUGGGAAAAGUCGGGGAUCUCAGCCGGCACAGAAGUCGAAGGCUGGCAGCCAAACUUAUCCACAGUCCACUAUGGUCUCAUCCCCCGUUCAGUCUGCUACCAAUGGUCGCCAAUCACGCUCACAGCGCGCCAAGCCGAUCAACUAUUCAGACGACGAUGAGAGCGAUGGAUUCGAGGAAAUUCGAGUUGCUGGUAGAUCGCAGCGAGAAAAGGCUCAUGAAAUGGGGCCGCCCAUUACUAAGGAUCAAAAAAUGGAUCAACUUGAUCACCUUCACCGUGCAGUUGUUGAGGACUUCGAGGCAACUGCUAAAGGAUACCUCCAAACUGAGAUUGUUGACAAGGGUCUUCGCGCUCAGCCUUUCCCAGACUAUAUUUUGCGUGAUAUGGCCAUUCGUUUUCCGAAAGAUUUACAUGAUCUCCGUGCUAUUCCAGGUAUCGACCAUGACAAGGUCGAUCGCUACGGCCCUCACAUUCUCAAACUUGUGGUCAAUGCCAAACGUCGUUAUCUUGAAUUAAAGAAAGACGCCGAGGACAACGCGAAGGACGAUGGAGUUGUACCGGACCCCAAUCAUCACAAUGUGAUUAAUCUCAGCAGCGGUGAUGAAUUCGAUGACGAUGAUCUUUUUGUCGACCAGAUUUCUAACUUUGAUCUCGACAAUACUACGGAAGAUCCAAUGGAUCAGACCACAGACAGCAUCACUAGCCGUUAUUUCCCUCCUCCUUCUCCAGGCAAUGCUUACGAGUCUGUCUCUGCUCCUUCCGGUUCAAAGGGACGCAAACGUGCAGCCGCUCCUAAACGUCCUCGAGCAAAGGCUGGUAGUUCCUCUAUUGGCUGGAAAUCAAAAGCCUCCAAAUCUAGAGGCUCUAGCAGCCGUCCUACAGGCCGAUCAUCUGCUGCAUCCCGAAAAACUGCUAACCCCAAGACCUCGAAGUCCACGAUUGGAAUGAUGCCUAUUUGA
Penicillium taxi is the source of this 4515-nucleotide messenger RNA. RefSeq lists its product as uncharacterized. Gene Ontology annotation, molecular function: ATP binding; four-way junction helicase activity; nucleic acid binding. The transcript is spliced from 4 exons. NCBI's taxonomy places the organism in Eukaryota, Fungi, Ascomycota, Eurotiomycetes, Eurotiales, Aspergillaceae. Gene Ontology annotation, biological process: double-strand break repair via homologous recombination; DNA replication. The coding region runs from base 1 to 4515 and encodes 1504 amino acids. The record is from RefSeq and is a predicted model, not a curated record. Gene Ontology annotation, cellular component: cytoplasm; chromosome; RecQ family helicase-topoisomerase III complex.